ACGCCCCCAAAAAAACAAAUAAUUACGGAAAAGCCCCCCGGCUCCCUCCGCCAUCGCCUCGCCCUCGCCUCGCCUCCGUCUUCUUCUUCCUCCUCCUGCGACCUCCAAUUCCCUUCCUACCCAAACCCUAAAACCUAAAUGGCCCUCGCCGCGAGCUCGCCGGGGCGGCCCCCGUGCGGCCAGUGACCGCCGAUCCGCCCGCCCCCGCCGCGGCCGGCGGCGUCCCGGGGGCCCGAUCUCGGGGGGGGGGGGGGGGAAGGGACGGACGGGAGAUGGCGUCGCGGCAGCACAAUGCGCAGUUCCACAAGAACAAGACGCUCGACAACAAAUACAUGCUCGGAGAUGAAAUAGGGAAGGGGGCAUACGGGCGCGUGUACAAGGGGCUUGACCUGGAAAAUGGCGACUUCGUGGCCAUUAAGCAAGUAUCGCUGGAGAACAUCCCGCAGGAGGAUCUCAACAUCAUCAUGCAAGAAAUCGAUCUAUUGAAAAAUCUGAAUCACAAAAAUAUUGUGAAGUAUCUUGGAUCCUUGAAGACAAGGAGCCACCUCCAUAUCAUUCUAGAGUAUGUGGAGAAUGGGUCACUUGCCAAUAUUAUCAAGCCAAACAAAUUUGGGCCAUUCCCUGAAUCACUGGUGGCUGUCUACAUUGCUCAGGUGCUAGAAGGUCUUGUUUAUCUUCAUGAGCAAGGUGUCAUACAUAGAGAUAUUAAGGGUGCAAAUAUAUUGACUACCAAAGAGGGCCUUGUCAAACUUGCUGAUUUUGGAGUUGCUACUAAAUUAACUGAAGCUGAUAUCAACACACAUUCAGUGGUUGGAACUCCAUACUGGAUGGCCCCUGAGGUCAUUGAAAUGUCUGGUGUUUGUGCUGCAUCGGAUAUCUGGAGUGUUGGUUGCACUGUUAUUGAGCUACUCACCUGUGCCCCACCAUAUUAUGACCUCCAGCCCAUGCCUGCAUUGUUUCGCAUUGUUCAGGAUGUGCAUCCACCAAUACCAGAAGGAUUGUCUCCUGAGAUUACUGAUUUUCUUCGACAAUGUUUUCAAAAGGACGCAAUACAAAGACCUGAUGCAAAGACAUUAUUGAUGCACCCAUGGCUGCAAAACUCAAGGCGAGCUUUGCCAUCUCUUCGACAACCUGUUCGAUCACCAAGUACUGUCAGGGAUAUUGAUGGGGAUGAUGAAGGAUCAAGUGGUGACAAUCACUCUGGAUUUUCUGGACCACCACAAGAUACACAAACACCUGCUGCUUCUGACCUUGAACAGGAGAAUGGAAGAAAAGAUCUGGUUUCUGAAUCUGCCAGGCAAGAUAUAUCUGAUGAGUUUCAUGAUGGAAAGUUAAAAACUACUGGGAGUAGUAGUUCAAGCGAUGUGGAACUUAUGAAAGACAGCAUGGUUCUUAAUAAAGAUCCUACAUUAGUUUUCCAUGAGAAGCUAUCAUUGGAAUCUUCAUCAGCCGUAAUUGAUUUAAAUGGUAAAGUAACCCGUGAGGUAUCAGAAGAUGGUCCACCGAAAAAGUUAACUAGCACCGGCCAAGAAUCAAGAAAGGGUGAUGGUAAAUAUGUAGAAGAUGAAAGUAAAGAUGGUUCAAGUCUUGAGGAUGGUGAUGCCUUCACCUUCCAGGCUGGAAGAGAAAAUAUCAACUUCCCAAAAGAAGGUAAAGCUUCAGUUGUUGAGAUGGCUAAUGAGCUAAGCAGAUUCAGUGAUACACCUGGAGAUGCCUCCUUUGAUGAUUUAUUCCCACCUAAGAAGCGAGGAGAUCAUGGGGCUCAAGCUUCAACAUCUUCUACUGGCGAAGAGCUUCAGUAUAAUGGUGCACAAAAUGAUCUCGCAAAGGAACUCAAGAAUAGGAUGGCUCAGAAGCAGAAGGAAAAUGAUUCUGAGCCCAUGAAUGGUGGAGAACUUCUUAAAUAUGUCAUGCGUUUGAGGGAGGAAGAUAUUGAUGGAACGGUAUUUGAUGAGGGUAUUCCUGGAGAGAGCUUGUUCCCUUUGCAGUCCGUGGAAUACAGCAAAAUUGUAGCACAGCUGAAACCCGGGGAAAGUGAGGAAGUGAUAUUAUCAUCAUGCCAAAAGCUUAUGUUAUUCUUCAAUCAACGGCCUGAGCAAAAACAGAUUUAUGUGUCACAAAAUGGUUUCCUCCCGCUGAUGGAACUUCUUGAACUUCCCAAAAACCGUAUUAUUACCUCUGUCCUGCAACUCAUCAACCAAAUAGUAAAAGAUAAUACAAACUUCCUAGAAAAUGCUUGCCUUGUUGGCCUUAUUCCAGUGGUCAUGAAUUUUGCUGUUCCAGAUCGCGCAAAGGAAGUUCGGGUGCAAGCAUCUAGAUUCCUUCAGCAGCUUUGUCAAGCCAGCACCUUGACAUUGCAAAUGUUCAUUGCAUGCCAAGGAAUCCCUGUAUUGGUGAGUUUUCUGGAGCCUGACUAUGCAAAAUAUAGGGAAAUGGUUCAUCUUGCAAUUGAUGGCAUAUGGCAGGUCUUCAAGCUCCAGCAUUCAACUCCAAGAAAUGACUUCUGUCGCAUAGCGGCAAAAAAUGGGAUACUUAUUAGGCUGGUUAAUACUCUUCAUAGCUUGAAUGAAGCAACAAGAUUUGCUUCCAUCUCUGGGUCUGGGACUUCGGUAACACAGAAUGGUUCCACCCCCAGGCGAAGAUCUGGUCAAUUAGAUCCGGCAAUGCUAGAAAUUUCCAAAACGAGGCUGGAUCAUCACCAUUCGUCUGGCUCACUACAAUCUUUACAAGCAGAUGCAGAUAGGCAUCACAUCAUAUUGGAUCCUUCAUCAUCACCUAGAUUCACUGAUAUGGCUGCUGCUGGUCAUAUGGAGAGAAACGAUAAUGACCCCAUUAGGCCACAACGGCUUAGUGUCUCUGCAGGAAGGACAUCAACGGACAGAUCACCAAAGCAUAUAGAACUAGUAUCGAAUGGGCAUAGCAGUGGUCAAAACGAUCAAAUUCGUCCCCUAUUGAGUCUCUUGGAGAAAGAACCACCCUCUCGGCAUGUAUCUGGACAACUUGAUUAUGUUGGCCACUUAUCUGGUCUAGGAAGGCAUGAAAGUAUCUUACCAUUACUGCAUGCUUCAACAGAGAGGAAAACUAAUGGUGAACUUGACUUAUUAAUGGCAGAAUUUGCUGAGGUUUCUAGACAGGGAAGAGAAAAUGGUAACCUUGAUUCCAAUAUAAAAACUUCAAAUAGGGUUCCAAGCAUGAAGUAUGCACCAUCAUCGGGUCCUACAACUUCAAAUGAGGGAGCAUCAACAUCUGGAGCUGCAUCACAGACAGCAUCUGGUGUGUUAUCCGGAUCAGGGGUGUUAAAUGCAAGACCGGGAAGUACAACGUCAUCUGGCCUAUUAGCUCAGAUGGUAUCGAUGAGUGCUGAUGUGGCACGUGAGUAUCUUGAGAAAGUUGCUGAUCUUCUUUUGGAGUUUGCUCAAGCAGACACUGUUGUAAAAUCUCUCAUGUCUAGUCAAAGCCUUCUUGCACGGCUUUUCCAGAUGUUUAACAAGAUAGAACCUCCUAUCCUUCUCAAGAUUCUUAGGUGCAUUAAUCAUUUGUCGGGUGAUCCUAAUUGUCUUGAGACACUUCAGCGCACAGAUGCAAUCAAACAUCUGAUACCAAUUCUUGAACUUCGUGAUGGCCCUCUAGUUUUUCAAAUACAUAGUGAGGUCCUCAAUGCUCUAUUCAACCUUUGCAAGAUUAAUAAAAGAAGACAGGAGCAAGCAGCUGAAAAUGGGAUCAUCCCUCACUUGAUGAAUUUUGUCAUGUCAGACUCACCUCUCAGACAGUAUGCUUUGCCUCUGCUGUGUGAUAUGGCUCACGCUUCUCGCAACUCCAGAGAGCAGUUGAGGGCUCAUGGAGGAUUGGAUGUGUACUUAAACUUGUUGGAGGAUGAUGCAUGGGCGUGUACUGCGUUAGAUUCAAUUGCUGUUUGUUUGUCUCAUGACAAUGAUCUCAGAAAAGUGGAACAAGCCUUGUUGAAGAAAGAGGCCAUUCAGAAAUUAGUGAAGUUCUUUCAAGAGUGCCCUGAACAAUAUUUUAUUCAUAUAUUGGAUGCUUUUUUGAAGAUAAUCACGAAAUCUUCUCGGAUAAAUACUGCAAUGGCUACCAAUGGUUUAACGACACUACUGAUUGCAAGGCUUGAUCAUCGAGAAGCUAUUGCCCGCCUGACCCUGCUAAAAUUAAUAAAGGUUGUCUAUGAACACCAUCCUCGACCAAAGCAGCUCAUAGUUGAGAAUGAUCUUCCUCAGAAGCUACAGAACCUGAUUGAAGAGCGAAGGGAUGGGCAACGUGGUGGUCAACAAGUGUUGGUCAAGCAAAUGGCGACCUCUCUGUUGAAAGCGCUGCAUAUCAAUACAGUACUGUGAUUUGUGAUUUCAGCCGUUUGCGUAUUUUUCCUCUCAAGUUGUAGAUGUUUGCCCCUGAGGAAAAGUUUUGUUUUUUUUCUUCUGCCGCUGCCUCUUUGUACCUGUGGUUUCCCUGUCGUGAGCGCCAGACUGUCUGUUGCACGCCUGAUCCCUCUUUUAUCGGGAGAAAGGUUCAACGUUCGGGUGCUAGAUGCAAAUGGGUUCUUAAAGCCCUCCUUGGUUGUUUAUAUUUAGUGCACUAUUAGUGAAAUGAUGUAAUUAGGUUUUACCCAGGUUAUUUUAGACCUCGUGUAGACUUUCCUGCAUCUGAUGUUAGUAAAAUUUUUUGCUCUAGUUGUGAUGGC
Messenger RNA from Oryza brachyantha (malo sina), 4693 nucleotides. Its product is annotated as MAP3K epsilon protein kinase 1-like. Bases 273 to 4349 code for a protein of 1358 amino acids. NCBI's taxonomy places the organism in Eukaryota, Viridiplantae, Streptophyta, Magnoliopsida, Poales, Poaceae. Gene Ontology annotation, molecular function: protein serine/threonine kinase activity; protein binding; ATP binding. Gene Ontology annotation, biological process: protein phosphorylation. The record is from RefSeq and is a predicted model, not a curated record. Gene Ontology annotation, cellular component: cytoplasm. The transcript is spliced from 24 exons.